CCCAAAAUUAAUAUGGGCCAAGUAGGCAGCCCAUCGUUUUUGACAGUUCAAUUUUGCAAAAAAAAAAAAAUCGAAAAAUAUUUGAAUUUAGCAUGAGCGAAUAGGCGCAAAAUUUCUGCACACCAGGAUGGACUCGAAGGGGACUCAGACAGAAAAGAAGUCGGGAAAGAUACGGAAAAGUAAUCAAAAAGGACGUAUAACUUUACCGGAUGAAGUCCCGCUUCAUCAUCAAAAUGAACCGGUAGUUACGGAAUCACAAGCGGAAUCGGAGCAUCGUCCCUCUAACAAUGAACCCGUGUACAGCUGUGGGUUUGAGGUUUUCGGCAUAGUACAAGGCGUUUCCUUUCGCAUGUAUACCUUGCGAAGAGCCCAGAAGUUGGGGGUCCGGGGCUGGUGCAUGAAUACCUCUCAAAACACUGUAAGAGGUGAGAUUGAAGGACAUAUACGCGCCUUUGAGUCCAUGCGUCUCUGGCUAAAGCACACCGGUAGCCCGACGAGCAGAAUCGACAAAUGUGUUUUCACCGAUAUCAUCGAAAGCUCAAGCUUUAAAUUUAAUAACUUUACUAUUAUAGUGGAAUAAUGUAUGCCUUUACUGCUACAAAACUUAUAUUUUUAUAGUGGCUGUUAUUUUUUGGAUUAAACAUUGUUACAAUAUAGCUUUAAGUAGACAAAUUCAUUUAAAAUUAAUACAAUGAAAACAUCAAAAUUCCAAGUUGUGGUCAACGAGAA
Drosophila ananassae is the source of this 729-nucleotide messenger RNA. RefSeq names its product acylphosphatase-2. The record is from RefSeq and is a predicted model, not a curated record. Lineage: Eukaryota; Metazoa; Arthropoda; Insecta; Diptera; Drosophilidae. Bases 128 to 580 code for a protein of 150 amino acids. Gene Ontology annotation, molecular function: acylphosphatase activity. The transcript has 4 exons.